This is a messenger RNA of Polypterus senegalus (gray bichir), 1779 nucleotides long. RefSeq names its product antigen WC1.1-like. The transcript is spliced from 11 exons. The record is from RefSeq and is a predicted model, not a curated record. Gene Ontology annotation, cellular component: membrane. NCBI's taxonomy places the organism in Eukaryota, Metazoa, Chordata, Cladistia, Polypteriformes, Polypteridae. The coding region runs from base 1 to 1758 and encodes 585 amino acids.
AUGUGGAGAGACAAUUUUCAGUGUAAUGGGAAUGAGUCACGCUUGGGGGAGUGUGCUGUUUCUUGGGACAAAGCAUCUUGUGAUCACAGUAAUGAUGCCAGUAUCAUCUGCUCAGAGGCUGACUGGCAGUUUCAGCUGAAAGGUGGAGAAAGCCGCUGUGAGGGCACCCUGCAGGUGUUGCUAAAUGGCACCUGGAGGCGGAUUUUGGAUCCUGAGUGGGAUUUGCAGGAUGCCAGUGUGGUUUGUGCUCAGCUAAACUGCGGUCAGGCAUUGAAAGUACAGAACAUCUCCAGAUACAUUUCAGGAAGUGGCCCAGUCAUAUUAACUGACAUUAAUUGUGCUGGAGAUGAAUUAUCCUUACAGAACUGCUCUAUUUCAGUUAUAUCUGAACAGUUCAACAUCAGCGGUGGUGUGGGAAUUCUCUGUUCAGAACACAAGAAAGUCAGGCUGGCAGAUCACAGCAGCCAGUGUGCAGGAAGAGUAGAAGUUUACUACAACGCCACCUGGGGGUCAGUAAGCAGUAAUUCCUGGGACCUGACUGAUGCACAGGUUGUGUGUAGACAACUGGGAUGUGGCACUGCAGUUCGCACAGCUGUCCCUGCAGAAUUUGGGAAAAGAUCUGAACCAGUGUGGCUGGAUGAAGUAAACUGCAGAGGAGAUGAGUUGGCCUUAUGGAAGUGCCCUUCAAUUGGCUGGCAAGAAAACAACUAUCAGCACAAAGAAGAUGCUGGUGUUGUGUGUUCAGAAUUUAAGGAUAUUCGCCUUGUUAGUGCUGAGUAUGUCUGUGCUGGGAAACUAGAAAUCUUCUAUAACGGGACAUGGGGAGAUGUUUGCUCUAACAGAAUGGAUUCAACCACCGUCAGCAUUAUCUGCAAGCAACUAGGAUGUGGAGACAGCGGUUUACUGGAGGAGGGUAAAUACGAUGAAGCAAGUAACAAAGUAAAAUGGCUGGAUGGAGUGACCUGUUAUGGACAUGAACGUGUCUUAUGGCAGUGCUCCUCACUUCCAUGGGGAGAAAAUAGGUGCCAAAAUGGUGAUGAGGCAAGGAUCCGAUGUUCAGCUGCUACUGAAAGAACUCCCACUACAGCUUCACCAGAAAGAUCCUCCAUGACAGAAUCAGCACAAUUUGAAACUUGCACAGGUGAUCAGAAUAAAUGGCUGCUCCCCUUUGGAGUGACUUGCCUGAUUUUAGGUGUAUGUUUAUGUGCCGUGUCCUCUGCCCUGUUCAUCAAAGUACGUGCCAAUGCCAAGAAACAAGAAUAUGGCAAAAACUAUGAGGCUGUGUAUGAAGAAAUAGAGCAGAAGGCAAAUGUUAACUUGGAUGAAAAGUUUGAUUCCUUAAUUCCCAAAAUUAAAGGUUGUGGUAAAACAUUCAAAGAUGGGAGAAAAUCAACUAUCCUAAAUCAAUAUGAAAAUCAAGAUGCACAGAAAUAUCAAACUGUGAACGAAGCUGAAUAUAAUGACAUUGAAGAAGAAAUCGAAAUGAACACAAAGAUUUCCUUUGAUGAAGUUUCAACAGAGUAUAAAAAUUUUGGAAUACCUGAGAAAAAGAUGACAAAGGAGCAACCAGAUUUGGACACAAACUAUGAUGACACUGAAACACAGGACUAUGUCAAUGAUAAAGAAGAGAAUGAAGAGAUGGCUACAGCGGGGUAUGAUGACGUGGAGCUCCUUGACUCUCCGAGUUCAGAGGAGCAGCUAAAGCUGAAGAUAUUUUAUGAUGAUGUUGAUGUAGAAGACUACGCCAAUAAGGAAUAGAUCAACGGUGACUGAAGGAGA